UCGACGAUUUGGCGCUGCAAGUUUGAAACUCCGACAAAGAGCCGGAACUAUUCAUCGUCAAUGCCACCAUUUUCACGAAACUGUGGAUUUGUUCGAAGCGUUAAUCCGAAGUUCUAACGUGGGUUAAGAUUUUCUUGAUUGCGGCGGAGCUUGGUUUUCCAGGAGAAAGGUUGGGAAGAGGUACCUGAUAGUGGUGGAGUAGCCAGAAAGGUGUAAUGUUUGAUUCGGAUUUAGGGUGAAUGGCUUAAUUAGCUGGAGUUGUGGCGAGAAAAAGGACCGGACAUGGAGAAAGGAUUUGGUGGAAUGGACGGUGCUUUUCAUGUCGCAGUGAAGACGAUAGACGCCCAUUUUGCCAAGGCGGAUGCUAUUUUGCAGAUUGUGCACAGCAAAUUGGAGCACGAAUUUGAAGUAACCUACCCAGGCAAUGCAAAUCCCUUGAAGUUGCUUGCCCGCAAGAAAAGAUUGCAGGAUGAGCUUCCGCUGCUCAGAGAAGAGUGUGACAAGCUUUUAGCUGCCAAGCAGGAUCUUAUAGAUGCUGCAAGAACUACGCUGGUGAAGAACAGGACGUUACUAUGUCAAUUACAAGCUCGGGCUGGUCUCCCCGUAAGUUGUGACGCAGACGAUCCAAUCUACUCGUCAUUUGUGAAGACACUCGAGGAGUGGGAUCAUCAGUUGGAAAUAGUUUCAGUCACAGAGAGCCAUGAAUUUACACGUCCUGAUCUCAAUCUGGAGCUCUUUCGAUCCAAAGUGUUCAAGAGGGAUGAAUAACCUCAUUCGAAACUAUGGUUCAACAUUUGAAGUUUUCGUGAAAGCUAACAAGGCAAAUAGACAGUUGCAAAUGGGUAUGACGAUGCUUUUAUAGGUCCUUUCUAUUCGUAUUUUUUGAGCUUCGAUCAACGAAAGUUCAAUUAAUAAUGGCAGAAUUUAGCUAGCCUCAAUAUGGUUCGAGGAUUCAAUAUCUGCUUUACAGCAAUUCAACUCCUUGUUGCAAUUGGCAUUCGACCUGUGAUUAAUUGAAAUUUAAGAGAUACAAUCGUUUGUAUAAGUGAGUUCCGAUGACAGCAAGUUUGCAAGCUAAAAAGAACCAUGCAAUGGGGUCGGUGCUCUAGGUAUUCCAGUGAUCUCUGGAGUCAUAUCGUUGAAUGCCAUUUCCUACUAGCUUAGUUUAAGUACAUGAAUGUUUUAGUUCUGCAGUAUUUGUUGGGGAUUUUCAUCUCAUUAACAAAGCAAUCGAUUGGGAUCAGUUACUCAAAACACGACGGCCAAGGAUACGCACUCUCAAUUCAAUGCCACUGAAAUGUUUUACAGUUGGAACUGGUAAGAAAUUUUAGCCCGACAUAAAAUCAACAACCCUGGGAUAUCGAGGUACUGUAGUUCACCUGAAAACUUUAAGGAUAUGGUCUAGUAAGCAUUAUCCACUUGUCUUGGCCACGUUGACAGCUCCCAAGAAUGAUCUGAGGACACCGCCUUGUAAGGCCUUACCUGAGAUCUAAAGAAUCACAAAUGAAAUUUUUGAAAAGGCUCAUAUCCACAGGAGAAGUUUCAGAUUGCGUGUCCUCUUCAUUGUUGCACAAACUCUGAAAAUCUACGUGGGUACGGUGUUUAGAGUGCAUUUAGUCGCAGUCUCGUAAUUUGAAAGUUGCUUGGCUGCGUGUUGAGGGUAGUGGAAAGAGGAUAUCGCUUCUUUGAUUUUGCGGGAGGAAGAACAAUCGCGAUGGCAGAGGAGGCCGAUCACUUAUUUGUAUACGGGAAACUGAGACCUGACGCGCCCGACAACACGGAGCCGCUUGGUAAUACUUGUGGAGCUAAGAAGGCGUGGCUUAUGGGCGGCAGACUCUACUGCUUCAACAAGGGAGGUCAGGACCAAGCUGCAGUGAGGCUGGACGAGGCAGGGCAUGCAGUGGCCGGGUAUGUUGUGAAGGCCGCCUGCUCUGGAACCAUUUCUGCAUUACUUCAAGAGUCGGAAUCUAAGGAAUACUCGCCCAAGCUCUAUGAGAGAGACAUAGUAGAGGUAAGGACUGAGAAGGGAGAGCAAGUGUUUACGUAUGUUUACCAUAGACCUGAUGUGGAUAUUUCCAAGCCUGUUCCCAAAGGAGACUGGCUGCAGAGGUCUCAAAGAUGACAGCUUCUUGGAGGGAUGUACCUAGAAUUUCUCAAACGGAUAGUACACGGUGAUUAAACUUAAUAUACUACCGAUUUUAGGUGUACGAAGUUGCUGUUUGUCACCUUGUAUUGGACUGAAGGUGGGGUUUUAGAUGUGGCCUUUUAGUUCCUAUUGUAUGCUAAACCGGGAGGUUUACAACCAAUGAGUACUAAGAACAAUGGUUAGUACCUUCGGGUCCUUCUGAUUUCAUUGAACUAUUGGACGACUUAAUGUUA
Physcomitrium patens is the source of this 2379-nucleotide messenger RNA. RefSeq lists its product as uncharacterized. Gene Ontology annotation, molecular function: microtubule binding. NCBI's taxonomy places the organism in Eukaryota, Viridiplantae, Streptophyta, Bryopsida, Funariales, Funariaceae. Gene Ontology annotation, cellular component: spindle microtubule; outer kinetochore. The record is from RefSeq and is a predicted model, not a curated record. Gene Ontology annotation, biological process: mitotic cell cycle; chromosome segregation; cell division.